AUGUAGCAUCUAUGGUCUUUCAACAACUGUACUUAUCUGAGGGAAUCACGCGCUCAUUUUUUUUUAAGAUCUUAAACAAAAAUCUAUGAGAAAGCAUCAGUAGUUGUCCAUGAAACAUAAAAUCAACAGCACCCGUUGCAUUGUGGGUAAAGGAAGUUCGGCGUCACAUGUUGAAAACAGCAUGGCAGGGAAACGAAAACUAGAGGACCUCAGUUUCGAUGAGUUCUUGCGGUAUGGAUUGGAUUCAGAUGAUGAAGAGGAGACGAAAGACAAAUCCCCCAAGCAAAAUGGACAGAAGAAAAAGGACAAGAGGAAAGAUAAUAAGGAUGAAGUGAAGAUGGGUAAAGCGUCCCAGCACAAGGACCAGUUGUCUAGAUUAAAAAAUAAAGAUCCAGAGUUUUACAAGUUUCUGCAGGAAAAUGACAAGAACCUCUUGAAUUUUGAUGACAAGGAUAGCUCUGAGGAUGAGGAUGAGGACAAUUACCACAGACUGCCAUCUACAUUGGAGGAGGCCAGCGAUGAAGAGGAGGUCGAGGAGGAGGGUGCUCAAAAGGCUUCUAAGAAAUCCAAGAAGACAGACGAGGCCAUUAAAAUCACUGAAAAAAUGAUCCGCGAUUGGAAAGCUUCCCUAAAAAAGGGACCUUCCUCCCGCCUCGUCAGAGAAAUCACCCAAGCCUUCAAGGCCGCCGUUGCUACGACUAAGGGUGAAGGAGCUACCCAAUGCAAGUACAAGGUGGAUGAGAGUUCAGUGUUUAAUUCCCUGGUCCUCUUCUGCAUCCGAGACAUCCACGGUGCCUUCCAGCAAAUGCUCAAUUUAAAGGCAGAUACAGACCCAAAACGGCUGGUGCUACCACAAACUAGUCCGAAAUGGCAGAAGAACCAAGUAGACAUCAAGAUGUAUCUCAGUGGCGUUAUUCAGUUGCUAUCCUGUCUAACAGAGGCCACAGUCAUCAGCGCUGUCCUGCGACACGCCAAUCAACUCGUCCCUUAUUUUCUUUGUCUUCCCAAACAGUGUCGGCACCUGGUUAAGCAAUUGAUAAAGCAAUGGAGCACUGGAGAGGAGACAUGUCGGGUCCUUGCCUUUUUGGCCCUCAACAAAAUCUGCAGACACAAGCAAGAAAACUAUCUUGUCCCAAUUCUGAAGCAAAUGUACAUUUCGUAUGUGCAAAACUGCAAGUUCACGUCCCCCAAUGCGCUGCCCAUGAUCAACUUCAUGCAGCGCACCCUAACAGAGAUGUACGCCCAGGACACGCAGGCCACUUACCAGCAUGCCUUUGUCUACAUCCGACAACUCGCCAUCCACCUAAGGAAUGCCAUGACCAUGAAUAAAACGGAAACAUACCAAUCAGUGUACAACUGGCAGUACAUCCACUGUCUCUACCUGUGGUGUCGUGUCCUCGGCACCCUGCACCCCAGUGACGUCCUUCACCCUCUCAUCUAUCCACUGUGCCAAGUUAUCAUUGGUACCAUCAAGUUGGUCCCCACGGCAAGAUAUUAUCCUCUGAGGAUGCAUUGUUGCAGAGCUCUCACACAACUAUCAGGCAGCACCAAUACAUUUGUGCCGGUUCUUCCUUUCCUCAUAGAGAUCUUUCAGCAGGUGGACUUUAACAAGAAACCAGGACGGAUGAGUAAGAGGCCCAUCAACUUUGCCGUCAUCCUGAAGCUGAACAAAGUCAACCUGAUGGAGAAAGCUUACAAGGAUGGAUUGAUUGACCAGCUCUAUGACUUGAUGCUGGAAUAUUUCCACACUCAGGCCAGCUCCAUCGGCUUCCCGGAGCUCGCUCUGCCCACCGUCCUUCAGCUGAAAGUGUUCCUGAAAGAAUGCAAAGUGGCCAAUUACUGCAAGCCAGUGCGCCAGCUUCUUGAGAAGGUGCGAGAGAACAGCAACCACAUCACAGCAAAACGACAAAACGCCACCUUCGGAGUGGCCGAUUCUAGCGCUGUGGCGGCAUGGGAGAAGGAGACCGCGAAGGAGGGAACUCCUCUAAGCAGAUACUACAUCCAAUGGAAGAAGUUGAGGGAGAAGGAAAUUCUAUUGGAGAUCUCUGGCAAAGAAAGGAUGGAAGAUCUGAAUUUGCCAGAGAUUAAGCGUAAGAAGAUUCAGGAGAAGAAAGCAGAGGACAAAAAGGAGUUCAAGGGCUUGUUUGAAAGCGACUCCGAGGAUGAUGAUGACGAUACAGGACUCAAAAUUAAAGAUAAAAAAGGCAGCCAUGAUGACGACGACGAUGAUGAUGAUGAUGACGACGACGAAGAUCUUGAAGGACUGUCUGACAUGAGUGACGGAGACUCAGAUGAGGAAGAGGAGGACAAAGAGGAUGAAAAGGUGUCAAAGGCCCCUCAGCCACUAUCGUCCUCUGCUCUCAUCAAGCUGGCCGAAGGAGACGAAGAUGUGGUGGAGGACCUGGAGCUGUCUGACGACGACUGAGAGGCUCAUUGCGCAAAGCCACUUCACCGUUUAAUAAGAUGUCUUUUGCUUUUGACAGUUGAAUUGACUUCUCUGUACAGUACAAAUCCAUUGUCAUGUCCUUUUAUAAACCAUAAACCCGCUUAAACAA
This is a messenger RNA of Hippocampus comes (tiger tail seahorse), 2555 nucleotides long. It is a transcript of the gene noc2l, whose product is annotated as NOC2-like nucleolar associated transcriptional repressor. Bases 110 to 2425 code for a protein of 771 amino acids. Gene Ontology annotation, molecular function: histone binding; transcription corepressor activity. The transcript has 18 exons. Gene Ontology annotation, cellular component: nucleolus; nucleoplasm; Noc2p-Noc3p complex. The record is from RefSeq and is a predicted model, not a curated record. Lineage: Eukaryota; Metazoa; Chordata; Actinopteri; Syngnathiformes; Syngnathidae. Gene Ontology annotation, biological process: ribosomal large subunit biogenesis; negative regulation of transcription by RNA polymerase II.